This is a messenger RNA of Myripristis murdjan (pinecone soldierfish), 2658 nucleotides long. RefSeq names its product telomeric repeat binding factor a (gene terf2). Bases 29 to 1999 code for a protein of 656 amino acids. The record is from RefSeq and is a predicted model, not a curated record. NCBI's taxonomy places the organism in Eukaryota, Metazoa, Chordata, Actinopteri, Holocentriformes, Holocentridae. Gene Ontology annotation, cellular component: chromosome, telomeric region; nucleus; shelterin complex. Gene Ontology annotation, biological process: negative regulation of telomere maintenance via recombination; protection from non-homologous end joining at telomere; regulation of telomere maintenance via telomerase. Gene Ontology annotation, molecular function: protein homodimerization activity; double-stranded telomeric DNA binding; telomerase activity. The transcript is spliced from 13 exons.
AAGGUGGUAUUUCCUCCGUCGUGCGAACAUGGCGGCAAACGAAGUGGUGGGCAAAAAUGGAAAUAAGCAGCCAACGCAUGACGAAAGUAUCGUCAACCGCUGGAUUGUGGAUUACUAUUUGUUUCUGGCGAUAGAGCUGUUUAAAAAUGAGCAGUACUCAGACUUCUGCGGCGUCAGAGACAUACUUGAGCGUGUUUUAUCACGACCUUUGGAAUCCACAGAUCUCAUGCCAACAAAGAUUAGAGUCCUGCAGUUUCUGUCCCGGAUAAACGAUGGAGACAAGCUGGACUGGUCAUUUGAAUCCGAUGAAUCAGUCACGCCGCUGGAAUCAGCUAUGCGGGUGCUGGAAAACAUGAGCGAGGAAUGCAGUAUUCCCCAACAGGAUUUGGAGAAAGUAUCUACUUCAAUUAAGGACAUGCUGGUGGUGAUUUGUAUCAAGAGCAAGGAGUUUGAGAAGGCAAAGGAAGUGCUGAACAAAUAUUUUCCCAAAGCAAUGGUUGGCAAGAAAGCCAUAUUCAUGGGCCUGAUCAAUCAGAGGAGCAGCACACAUGAAGUCCUGGAGCAAAUCAACUUCCAUCAGUUUAGGGAACAGAUGGUGCAGUUUUGUGAAAGUCUCUGUCCAUCCACCGUUCCCUUUCUCCACAAGGCUGCAACACAGCUGAUUGAUAAAAGACUUCUGGAAAAAGAAAACAGUGCAAGGCCUGAACCUGACGAACAAAACAAUCCUGGUGUGUCCUCUGGUGUAGAAAAUAACGCCAUGCAGCCUGUGUCAUGCCCAUAUAGCAAUAACAAGACGUUUAUCCAGAGAGCACGGUUGGAGGCUGCCUACAUUGCUUUGGCUUCGGAUUCACAUGCAAGGACACUCGCCCAGCUGGAGGAUGAAGUGGAGAGAGAGGAGCAGAGCGCAACAAGACAAGAUGAUCUUUUCCUGCACCUCUCAGCCAGCCCCUUCCAUGGCUCUGAAAUGGACGAAAGGCACGACGAGCCCUCUCAGAGAAACUCAAGCAGCCCCAUGGAAGCCUCCCCAGCAGACCAGGCACCAGUGAUAGAUGGUAUUCCCCAAACAGAGACAGGUCACCUCUCUGAGGCAGCCUCACUGGUGAGGGGUGUGCGACAGUACACUGUAGCUCAGCUGGUGGUAGAGCCAGACAGCCAAACAGGCUCACAGUGCUCUCAGGAGCUGGAAGCUGAGGUCACAGCAGAGGAGCCGGCACAGCUUUUGUUAACAUCCAGCCAAGAGGACCUACAGAGCUCAGUAACAAAAAAGAGUGGUACAAAAUCCACACAGCAGCACCAAACACAGGAGAGCAAAAGGCACAGACAUGACUCAGCUGAGAGUAUUCAGCCGUCAGACACUCAGGAGGACCCAUUCAGCUCUGAUGCCAGCAGUGAAAUUCCUGUAAGGAAACUCCGAAAGCGUAUCACCAACCCACUUAACAAAAGGUCACCUGAGACGAUACAGUUGCCAUCAGAUAGUGAGGACGACCCACUGGAAUCUGUGGACACCUGCAGGACCCCUGUACAGAACACCCAGAGGCUGAAUGUCAGCUGCUGUAUCAGCGACAGCCCAAACAGAGACUUGUUCCUUGUCCGUGACGCUAAAUUGGACUCUCCCAGUCUCGUACCUGUUGUACGGCUCCUUAAAAAUUGCUCCACGCCCUGCAAAGACUCGGCUCCAGACGAAGGUCCUUCCUACAGCAAAUGGAAACGCCUCUAUAAUGAUGCGAAGGAAACCAAGGAUACAUGGAGCGAUGAAGAGUCAUUCUUCAACUCGAAAAAGAAAAAGGAUUCAAACAAAGUGGCAGGCAACGUCAGCAGCAUCUCAGAAUCAGGCAGGAGGAAGUGGAGUGCUGAGGAGAGCCAGAUGCUGAAAGAAGCGGUUGCUAAGUUUGGUGAGGGAAACUGGUCUAAAAUCCGGGCCUAUUACUCCUUCAAGGACAGAACAAAUGUCAACCUCAAGGACAGAUGGAGGACCAUGAAGAGGCAACAGCUGGUCUGAAAGGAGAGUGACUUUAAAGUCUAAAAAGUAGAACUGAUGCCAGACUUUGUAAUUUCUUAUUCAGAAUGGAUGUUUUCCCUCCCACGUUCCUGAUUCCCCAAGAAUAUCAGUUCGUUCGAGUUCAUUAAAGUUGAUAAGUGAAGGCCUCAGACUGGGGCUUAAAGGAAUCAUGUUUGUUUUGUAUUGUGGGGGAAGUUCACAGCACGAAUUGUAGCACUUAGCUAUAACAUCGAGUGGUUUCCAUUAGAUUUAAUACACGUAGUAUUGCAAAGAUUGGGAGGUUUAUUUUAUCAUAGAACCACCUUUGCUGCAGUAAUAUGAAUGAAUCCAAUUUGGGUGACUUAUUAAAAUGACUUUAUAUUUUAGUAUGUUUAUACAAUGUUCUGUUUUCACUGAUUUCAUUGUCAAGGAGGUCAAACAGUAAAUGAGCGUUGUGUUUAGAAACAAGGUAUAUCUGUGUGUUCAGAGUCGGCCAAAGCCUUCAUGGGGCCCUAGACAGAAUUUGAUUUCAGGGGCCCCCUUGUCAAUGCUUGAUCAUUUGCACAGCUACUGUCAAUCUAACACACCCAUUAUCAGUUUCAUUAUCUGUACCACUUUUAUCCUGGCACGUUUUUACUCCUCUGUGGCUUUUAAUUUUAAAAUAUAGCAAACUCACAAGA